GAGUCGCAUUUUCUCACAGGGUUGGGAUUGUCUCGAAGCGAUCUCGAACCCAAGGCGGCACUAUGCUCCAAAGUCUAUGUGUGGCACACUAGGACCGAAAAAGGCAAAUUCUCAAAAGAGGAUUGGAAAAGAAUAUCUUCAAAGGAUAGGGAACUGUUCGAUGACAUCGAAGCUCAUGCUAUUGGACUUUAA
Messenger RNA from Ostertagia ostertagi, 192 nucleotides. The record is from the annotation of a GenBank genome assembly. NCBI's taxonomy places the organism in Eukaryota, Metazoa, Nematoda, Chromadorea, Rhabditida, Trichostrongylidae.